Megalobrama amblycephala (Wuchang bream) is the source of this 2680-nucleotide messenger RNA. It is a transcript of the gene buc2l, whose product is annotated as bucky ball 2-like. Bases 164 to 2593 code for a protein of 809 amino acids. The record is from RefSeq and is a predicted model, not a curated record. The transcript is spliced from 5 exons. NCBI's taxonomy places the organism in Eukaryota, Metazoa, Chordata, Actinopteri, Cypriniformes, Xenocyprididae.
UUAACAUGUCAAUCUAAUUAAUAGGUCUAAUUAUUUGGGUGUGGUAUUCUCUGUGUUCACAACACACUGUUGAUUUAAACUUGUGAAAAACUGUGUAUUAAUUUUUAUUGUAAUCAUUUUUGGUCUGAGAAAGCUUUCCAUUCGGUGUAGAAAACUUCAAGGUAUGGCUGCUAUAGUUACCCAAGAGUCCACUGGUGUUAUGGCAGGUGUACGGAGUGGAUCACAGCAUGCACAGGCCCCUCCACUCCCUGGUCCUCUGCCCUCCAGAGUGUUAAACCCAGAUGAGCAGCUCCAGCGAAACCAGCCCUUUUACGUUCCCACUGUCCAGCCUCUUUUCCCAUAUCAAUGGCCCAUGUCAACACCAUAUGUUCCCUACAGUGGACUUCAUGGGUUAGGUUAUGGCAUGAUGCCACUACUACUUCCACCAUGUUUGGAAGUCCCUGGAUACAUGAUUCCUCAUGCUCAACUGCCCAUAUUGGACUACAGACAUAUAAUUCCCCGUGUGGCUCCAACUAUUGCCCACCAGACCCACCGCUCCCAUUUUCAAAACAAUGUGCCCAUUGGUCGUGUAAUGGUCAGCUCAGAGGUGCAAACUGAACCCCUUUGUCAUAGCAUAGACUCACAUGGACAUGCAGCAAGAUCCCAAAAUUGUUCUGAAUCAGGAAGGGGUACUGGCUGUGGCAGUCCAGUGUCAACAUCACCCUGCUCCUCAGAUAACAAAUCAGUAGCUUGCCCUGAAGGUACAUCCGUGCUGACUCAAAAUUGCAACACCACAAAUGCUAUUGACACUACUGGUUUAUCUGCUGUUCCCAAGAGUGAAAUCCUCCAAGCUGAACGGGUGCAAAUCAAAUGCAGUGAAAUGCCUUCUGGGCUUAAGAUCUUUCAGAACAUGGAACUAGCUGGUCAUAACGAAACUGACCUUUUGCAGUGCAGCUUGGCAUCUGUACAAUCUUCGGAGGAUGUCGUCUUGUGCUCUUACCAGUCAUUAGCAUUAAGGAAGGAUAAACAGAGGGUUGAAGCUGGGAUGUUAAGAUACUCCAGUAAGCAUUGUCUUCCUGCUUGUACAGAAGUUAAUGUGGUAACUUCUCCAUCUUGUAGAACUUUUAAAACAUAUUCUAAGCCAAGCAGAUCCGUCAUUACCCAAAGCAUUAAAGCAAAGAAAAAAUCAGAAAUGCCAUUUCAGGCAGAGGUAAAGGAAAAUGGGAACUCUUCCAAUGUUCUUGACAUACAGAACCAUAACCAGCCUUGUCAGCUUGAGGCUUCUAUCUUGUCGGUAGAGUCUUUGAUCCCGUAUGUUCCUUCCAGUGAGUGGAUGAUAGAGAAUCUUCCAACCCCUCAGAAACCUUUGAGCCCACUGAUUGAACCCAGUGACAUUAUCUCAAAGCCGAAUUGUAUUCCUGUAGGGAAGAAUCUACAAACUGGCGCAUCAAAUAAAAAUCAUGGUCUUCCACAUCAUCCAGAAGCCUCUAUCUGGUCAGUAGAAUCUUUGAUGCCAUAUGUGCCUUCCAAAGAGUGGAUGGUUGAGAAUGGGGUUCUAACUCCUCAGAAACCUCUGAGCUCCCAGAUUAAACCCAGUGACGUUCUGUCAGAGUUGAAUCGGUCUUCCACUAGUGCUGUUUCAGUAGGGGAAAAUCUACAAACUGGCGCAUCAACUGAAAAUCAUGGUCUUCCACAUCAACUAGAAGCCUCUAUCUGGUCAGUAGAAUCUUUGAUGCCAUAUGUGCCUUCCAAAGAGUGGAUGGUUGAGAAUGGGGUUCUAACUCCUCAGAAACCUCUGAGCUCCCAGAUUAAACCCAGUGACAUUCUGUCAGAGCUGAAUCGGUCUUUCACUAGUGCUGUUUCAGUAGGGGAAAAUCUACAAACUGGUGCAUCAACUAAACGUGUGAACUCCCUCAAGGCCCGCUCACCAUACCGUCCCUCAACAAGCUGGCUGGCUGACUUUGGUAAUGUAUACUACUACAGUAAGUUACCCAUUGUACAACAACAACCUAACAUUCCAGAGAGGCGGCUGCCAAAAAUGUCCUUCGCCAUUAGUCUUGAAUCUUCUCCUCUCAGAAAUGGGAAAGAGACCAGGGACCAAAGACCAGCAAUUGGUGUCUCGGAUCGGAAGCACAGUUCAUUUCAUGCUUGCAAGAGCAAAGCAAAAAGCAGUCCAAGGUUUGCUAGAUCUGCUAUGACAUGUGGUUUGGUUUCUCAUUCCACAUUGGAGAAAAAACUUCCCUUCAGCCCAUCAUGUAGAUAUGACCUGAAAGGAAAGGAUCGUAGAAAGCUUUCCUUUUCAGAUGGUCUUGGCAGCAAAAGAGAAGAGAUUGCUGAAGUGAAAACCUUUGACGAGAAGAGGGCUACUGAUGGACUCUGUGAUACUCAAGAUAAAUUUGUUGACUUUGAAUGGAGAAUUUGGGAACCGAGUGAGGAAGACUGGAUCACCCCAAAUAAGAGCUUGUUACAGAGACUACAGAAAGACAAUGCAUGGAAAGGAAGUAUUCAGGCAUCUAAAACUGAAAGGAUCCAGAAAAAGGAAAGAGUACAUGCAAGAGCUCACACAAGAGGGAGACACAGUGCACACCCCAUGGAGAAAGUAAAUGCACAUUAACGUUACAAAUGUUUAAACCCUUUUGUCACUCAAAUACUUGCGUGUCAUUUUUAUGCAGUGAUUUAAUAAAGUACUUAUGACUGCAAA